AGUCCCAACUCAUCACUCUUUCUGAGACUACUCCAUGACCACUGGCGUAUCAAAGCAAUGGAAUCGAGCCUGAAGUUGAACCAUCGCAACUCUAAUCGUCCCGCUAAAUCCCUGAUUUUCGAUCGCCGAUACGGUUGGGUGUUUGAUGAGUGGAAGGACCCAUCAGAUCAAGCAAUGGAAGGUGGCCGUGGAAUGUUCUGCGUUUUGCCUUUAGCAAAAGCUUUGUUGAAGAUUGCUUCACAAACGUUGAUCUCCUCGAAAGAAAUCGAUCAGAAGGCCUAACUAUUCCUUGUGUUAUGUGAUCAACAUUUGGUAAUUGCCAUCCAGAGGAUGAGUGUUGUGGCUCAGAUUAUUAUGAGAUCUUGAAUUUUCAUGGCUCGGACUAUUUGAACAUUGCCAUAGAUGAAAGAAUCUUUUCUGCCAAAUGGAAAAGACCAUAAGGCCUUUAUGAGUUGCUAUAUAUAGAAAUCAUCAGUCGUGGUGCUUUUAGCUUUGCU
Molecule: messenger RNA, 497 nt
Organism: Cuscuta campestris
Lineage: Eukaryota; Viridiplantae; Streptophyta; Magnoliopsida; Solanales; Convolvulaceae
Source: the annotation of a GenBank genome assembly